Molecule: messenger RNA, 1389 nt
Organism: Nerophis lumbriciformis (worm pipefish)
Lineage: Eukaryota; Metazoa; Chordata; Actinopteri; Syngnathiformes; Syngnathidae
Source: RefSeq, a predicted model, not a curated record
AUGGCCACAAUGGCGACUACUAAAGUUCCAGAGGUUCGUGACAUCACACGAAUUGAGAGAAUUGGCGCACAUUCACACAUCCGUGGCCUUGGCUUGGAUGAUGCUUUGGAACCAAGACAGGUGUCUCAGGGAAUGGUUGGGCAGCUGGCCUCCAGACGGGCUGCAGGCGUCAUCCUGGAGAUGAUCAAAGACGGCCAUAUAGCUGGCAGGGCGGUGCUGAUUGCAGGGCAACCAGGCACUGGAAAGACUGCCAUCGCCAUGGGUAUCGCUCAGAGCCUGGGUCCUGACACCCCUUUCACAGCGUUGGCCGGCAGUGAGAUCUUCUCCUUAGAAAUGAGCAAGACUGAAGCACUCAGCCAAGCCUUUAGAAAAGCCAUCGGAGUGAGGAUAAAGGAGGAAACCGAGAUUAUUGAAGGAGAAGUUGUAGAAAUCCAGAUUGAUCGACCUGCUACUGGAACGGGUGCCAAGGUGGGCAAAUUGACGCUGAAGACUACUGAGAUGGAGACAAUAUAUGACUUGGGCAACAAGAUGAUUGACAGUCUCAGCAAAGAAAAGGUCCAAGCAGGUGAUGUCAUCACCAUCGACAAAGCUACCGGAAAGAUCAGCAAGUUGGGCCGUUCCUUCACAAGAGCCAGAGACUAUGAUGCCAUGGGAGCUCAGACCCAGUUCGUGCAAUGUCCAGAGGGCGAGUUGCAGAAGAGGAAGGAGGUGGUGCACACGGUGUCCCUGCACGAGAUCGAUGUCAUCAACAGCCGCACGCAAGGAUUCCUGGCUCUUUUCUCCGGGGACACUGGCGAGAUCAAGUCAGAAGUCCGUGAGCAGAUCAAUGCCAAAGUUUGCGAAUGGAGGGAAGAGGGCAAGGCGGAGAUCAUCCCGGGGGUGUUGUUUAUUGACGAAGUCCACAUGCUCGACAUGGAGUGUUUUUCCUUCCUUAACCGUGCCUUGGAGAGUGACUUGUCCCCCGUUCUCAUCAUGGCCACCAACAGAGGCAUCACCCGCAUUCGUGGCACUAACUACCAGAGCCCUCACGGCCUCCCGCUGGAUCUCUUAGACCGCCUGCUUAUCAUAGCCACCUCCCCUUACACCGAAAAGGAGACGAAGCAAAUCCUAAAGAUCCGGUGUGAGGAGGAGGAUGUUGAGCUGAGCGAAGAGGCUCACACGGUCCUAACUCGCAUCGGUAUGGAGACGUCGCUGCGAUACGCCAUGCAGCUCAUCAGCACGGCUGGUUUAGUCUGUCGCAAACGCAAGGGUACAGAGGUACAAGUGGAGGACAUCAAGAAGGUUUACUCUCUCUUCCUGGACGAGGCCAGAUCUUCUCAGUACAUGAAGGAGUAUCAAGACUCCUUUCUCUUUAAUGAAACACAAACAACAGCAAUGGAAACCUCGUAA